Cottoperca gobio is the source of this 9214-nucleotide messenger RNA. It is a transcript of the gene cacna2d1a, whose product is annotated as calcium channel, voltage-dependent, alpha 2/delta subunit 1a. Lineage: Eukaryota; Metazoa; Chordata; Actinopteri; Perciformes; Bovichtidae. Gene Ontology annotation, cellular component: L-type voltage-gated calcium channel complex. The transcript has 40 exons. The record is from RefSeq and is a predicted model, not a curated record. Bases 131 to 3391 code for a protein of 1086 amino acids. Gene Ontology annotation, molecular function: voltage-gated calcium channel activity.
UUUCCAAACGCGCACCGAUGGCGGUGUGAGGCGUUUGGCUGAGAAGUACGCACCGCGCUGUGGAUUUGUGAAACCUUUUUUUGCAUCUUUUUCCUGUUUGAAUCCUGGUCGCGGGGAAAUAAACAAAGCUAUGGAUUACUCAGUCUGCUUACUUUUACUCCUGUCAACCAUUUCGUCUGUGUCGACCGGACAAUUCCCAACAGCGCAGAUGAUAAAGGAAUGGGUGGACCAGAUGCAAAAAGAGUUGAUCACAAUAACAGACACAGCCAGUGGUAUGGAGAACCUAAUACAGAUAUAUCAUAAGCACAGACCUCACUUCAGUGUGGAGACCAACAAUGCAAGGGAUCUGGUGACGACGGCUUCUGGGAAUAUAGAGAAACUGCUGGCUAACCGCUCCGAAGCCCUAACGAGGCUGGCAGCAGAAGCAGAAAAGUUACAAAUGGAGCACGUGUGGAGGGAUGACAGUGAGAUCGACAAAAUUGUCUACUACAAUGCCAAAGAUGGUCUUAAUCUGACAGAGGAAGUAAAAGGAAGGAGGAACAGAUAUCUUCCAGAUGAUUUCGAGGUAGACCCCGACUUCAAACGACUCGUCUCGUACAACACCACCGCUGUCCACAUCCCUACGGAUAUAUAUCAAGGCUCCAACAUCAUUUUGAAUGAGUUAAAUUGGACAGAGGCCUUGGAGGAAGUUUUCCGGAAAAACAAAGAGGAAGAUCCGUCACUCCUCUGGCAGGUGUUUGGCUCUGCCACUGGAUUGGCUCGGUACUUCCCAGCAUCCCCUUGGACCGACUCGAGCAAUUCAGCCAAUAAGAUCGACCUCUACGAUGUGCGCAGGCGACCGUGGUACAUUCAGGGGGCAGCAUCACCCAAGGACAUGCUGAUCCUGGUGGAUGCGAGCGGCAGCGUUUCGGGUCUCACCCUCAGACUCAUCCAAACGUCCGUCAGCAAGAUGCUGGAGACCCUUUCUGACGACGACUACGUGAACGUGGUCUAUUUCAAUGACAAGGCCAUGAAUGCGUCGUGCUUCGCGAACCUGGUGCAAGCCAACGUCCGCAACAAGAGGAAGCUGAAGGAUGCUGUGCUGAACAUCACAGCCAAGGGUAUCACCAACUACAGAGGCGGCUUCGAGCUGGCCUUCGAGCAGCUCGCACAGAUGAAUGUGUCAAGGGCCAACUGUAACAAGAUUAUCAUGCUCUUCACUGACGGAGGAGAAGAGAGGGCAGAGGAGAUCUUUAAGAAAUACAACCCGAAGCAAGCGGUGCGCAUCUUUACAUUCUCAGUAGGUCAACACAACUACGACAAAGGACCAAUACAGUGGAUGGCCUGUGCUAAUAAAGGGUACUACUAUGAGAUCCCAUCUAUAGGUGCCAUCAGGAUCAACACUCAGGAGUAUCUGGAUGUUUUGGGCAGGCCUAUGGUCAAGGCUGACAAACGGGCCAAGCAGGUUCAGUGGACCAACGUCUACCUGGAUGCACUGGAGCUCGGCCUCGUGAUCACUGGAACUCUUCCCGUCUUCAACAAGACCAACACAGGCUCAAAGAAAUCUCAAAACCAGCUCAUCUUGGGGGUUAUGGCUAUUGAUGUCUCCCUGGAAGACAUCAAGAGACUGACGCCUCACUUUACUUUUGGACCAAAUGGCUACUACUUUGCCAUUGACCCCAAUGGAUAUGUGCUGCUCCACCCUAAUCUCCAGCCACUGACUGCCAAGUUUCAUGAACCUGUAACACUGGACUUCCUGGAUGCGGAGCUGGAGAAUGAGAUCAAAGUGGAGAUAAGAAAAAGAAUGAUCGACGGCCUGAAAGGGAAUUACACAUUAUCUACGUUGGUGAAAUCCCAAGAUGAGCGCUACAUUGACACAAGUCAGAGGACGUACACCUUUGCACCAGUGAAGGGGACAGAUUACAGCCUGGCCCUGGUCCUUCCUGAAAACAGUAUGCAUUACCUCCGGGCCAACAUUGCCGACACGAUCACCCAGGCAAAAUCGUUUUUGGGGAAAGAUGUUUCUGAAAGCCUGAUGGCGGACAAGUUUGAUGAAUAUGGCUACACGUUCAUUGCACCGAGGGUGUACUGCAAGGACUUAAAGCCUCCUGACAAGUACAAAAACAACACCGAGUUCCUUGUUGAGUUCAACGACUACAUUGACACAAAGACUCCCAACAACCCCAUGUGUAAUGUGGAGCUGGUGAACCGAUUGCUGCUGGAUGCUGGUAUCACAUCGUCUCUGAUCAAGCAUUGGAAAGGAACCGAUUUGCAGCAUGGUGUCUUGGCCAGAUUUGUUGCCACCGAUGGAGGGAUCACACGGGUUUACCCCAAAAGUGCUGGGUUUGACUGGGGUGAAGAAGCGGAGACGUACGAGUCAAGUUUCUACAAGAGAAGUUUGGAGAAUGAUCUGUACAUCUUCACUCCAACACCCUACCUCUCUAAAGAGAACACAAGUGACGACUCAGUCCUGGUGAGCAAAGCAGUAAACCUUGAUAUUGAUGGUAUCACACUCAAACCAGCUGUGGUCGGUGUGAAGUUGGACAUUAGUGCCUGGAUGGUGAGCUUCAUCAACACCACACAGAAGGUCAAUUGCAAUGAUGAGAUCUGUGGCUGUCAGCGAAACGAUGUGUAUGUAGACUGUGUCAUUCUUGAUGACGGGGGCUUCCUGGUGAUGUCCAAUCGAGAUGAACAUAUUGAUCAGAUCGGGCGCUUCUUUGGUGGUAUCGACCCGAUCCUCAUGGUGAACCUGGUCAACUCAUCUCUGUUCACCUUUAAGAAGACCUUCGACUACCAGUCGCUCUGUGACCCCGUGAAAAAGGGCAAGACGGAUGCAGGCCUGCGAUCCGUCUACGUGCCCACAAUUGCAGAUAUUUUGAAUAUAGGAUGGUUCGCGACAGCUGCAGCCUGGUCAAUACUGCAACAGUUACUGGUCAGCAUCACAUUCCCCAAUUUCCUGGACGCAGCCGAGAUGGAUGAGGAACUGUCGGACUCCAUGCUCAAAGAGGUCUGCAUCACAGAGCAAACUCAAUACUACUUUGAGACCAACAACUUGUCUUUCAGAGGCACCAUCGACUGUGAAAACUGCACCAGGCUCUACCAUGCUGAAAAGCUGCCCAAGACGAACCUGGUCUUCAUCAUCGCUGAUGCAAAAGUCACCUGCUCGUCUUGUGACACCAAGCCGUUAAUACAGGACGAACAGCAGUCUAACGGUCCUAAUCCCUGUGAGAUGGCUCAGAAUCCUCGGUACAGGAAAGGACCCGCAGUCUGUUUUGAUAACAAUGAACACGAGAAGAACCCCGACUGUGGCGGGGCGUCCAGCCUGAGCCCCUCAUUUUGGCUGAUGAUGACCCUUCAGCUGGUUCUGCUGUGGGUUUUGACCGGCUCCAGACCCCAUGUCAUCUCGUCAUGACCUCAGAAAAUCCUCAUCACGCCCACUCUCUCUUUCUCUCUCUCUCUCUCUCUCUCUCUCUCUCUCUCUCUCUCUCUCUCUCUCUCUCUCUCUCUCUCUCUCUCUCCUCUCUCUCCCUCUGUUAUCUUCAAAAUGGCAACCAGCAUGCAACGCUGCCACCGAAAUAACAAACGCCCGAUGAGAAGCGCUUGUAACAAACAAACAAAAACCUGUGUGCCCCACUUCCUGCCAGUUUCUCCUUUUGAUACCUUCAUUUUCAGGGGUUUCUUAAAGUGAUUUCACCAGGUGCAAGGGUACAAGUGACAAAAUAAAUGUUUAUUGGAAGAUAUCGGUUUUAAAGAUAAGAAAGAACUCAACCUACGCCUAUCCUUCAUCUCUUGGUUCCCGCCAGCUGAGAUUAAUUUUGAUUGGCGACUUCUGAACUUUCUCUGGCUUGAUGUCACUGAUAAAAGAGAUUGUACUGCCUUAUGGUAUCGGAGGGAUUUCAAUCACGAUGGGGGAGACUUGCUGUUUAUUAAAGAUGUUGAGCAGUUUUAUUCACCACUGCCAGAAACAGCGCUGCCUUUUGCAAGCGUGCAAUUUAUUUUGAAUCAAUUUGCAGUGGCUAGUUUUUAGGUAUUUAUUGUUUUGUGGUUGAGAAUUCGGCUAAGAUUGCAGUAAGAGAUGCCAAAAUGUUACAUUUACCUUCAUUUGCCUCCGUCGGCUCUUAAUCAGAUUUCUUAGAUAGCACUACGCAGAACAUUUUCACAGUGUCUCUGAGGGUUGGACAGAUUCAUCGUCUUUACUUUCGCCCCGGUGUUCUUUCAUGUAGAUACUGUAUUUGCAGUGUGGAAAUCAUUGUUCAUUGUUAUGUUUAUGCACAGAAACCAACCCUUCAACUGCCACAGAGGGCCUCCUUCUGAGUGUACGGAUUUUAAACUUUGUAGCUGAUCAUCAAAUCAUCAGCCCCGAUCGAGAGUAGUAAAUGAUCUGGAAUUUCCGCCUUGGUGUUGGAUUGAUCCAAUGAAAACCUUGUUGCCAUAGUGCGCAUUAACCAAUCAGGGUGAGCCUGGCUGGUGUCCUAUGCAUGCUCAGUGGACAACAUCUCUAGUGCCAUGUCGACUGUGUGACUCAGAUUAACCCUUCAGCUAUGUAGACUGUGGCUACUGAAUGGAAAGAAGUGUAGUAUUUGUUUAUUUUAUUAUUUAUUUGAAUGAAGCGUCAGGACAGCAUGCUACUGUUUCUUUUAUGGCCACCACCUAAGAAAAUGAACGAGGGGGAUAUGAGAAUUUGUAUUUGACAUUUUGGUCAACAACAAAAAAAGGAAAAUGGUACAUUUGUAUUCACUGCUGUCACUUUUUAAAUUAAAUGACUACUAUCUGCACUGCAAUUCAAAGUGCAGCUGUUAUUUGUCUUUACAGUUUGAUCCUGACUGAAGAACAACCUCUCAACCAUCUCUAUGUAGUAGUGAGGUUCCCUCUUGCGGUUCAUUAUACGGUGGCACGAUACCACCCAGUAGAAAUCAUUGCAGUCAGUCAUGUGUGUGAUCUACUGCUGUAUUUCAUUUUCUCCAAUAUAAGUUCAUCUUGUUUAAUUUGUGUGCCUUCUCUUUCAUUAAUUUCAAAUAUAAAACAUACCUAACUUAAAGGAACAAUAUGUAAUAUAUUUAUUGUAUUAAAUCAUAAAAUGACCAUACUAUGUCAUCAGAGAUUAUUAAAAAUAGUUCUCCGACAACAAUGCUACAACCAGUAUGCUCUCCUUUGAAUUGUCCGUUCCCGUGCGGAAAGUCUGUUUUUGUUUUGGCCUGUGUAAUCCUUCCCACAUCCAUUUCGACACCCAGUGUUGCCAGAUAUGAAACAAAUUUGCUCGCAAACACUAGCGGGCUGCAGCCAUAAAGGCAACAAACCAACUGGAUCAACAGUUAACGUUGGAUUCUCCCCAAACUAAAAAGCCUCGGCAUCUUUCUAAAAAGCUCUAUGACACGAGACAUGGUGAAACACAUGUUGAAAAGAUGGAGACAGCGUAGAGCCCAGAAGGAUUUUAAGGUGCACUACGAGUUGGCUAGUUUACUCCUGAACAGGUAAGCAUCAGAUAGCUUCAGAUAGCUAACCGUAUCUACUGCAUCACCGUUAGUAGGGAUGUGCAUUUUAAGUGAUGUCAACUCAAGUAUUCGCAUUAAAUUAUUAUAGAGUAGCCUACUCAAGUAUUUGAGACACACAGACGGUGAAGUGAUCCUAACUAGUGCUUGCUAACGACGUCAUGCUAACACACGCUAACUGCUAUCAAUCUCACCCGGGUCGCAAACGGGCCACAGCUGUUAACUACCUCGGCAACAACCAGUGUAAUAGAUAUAUAUAUGACUGAAAGCCGCGUGUUUUGAAACGUUACUCAAGCCCAUCCUAGCUAUUUAUCUAUCUUAUCUGAUAGGAACCGUACACCCUUUUUAUAAGAGUUUAUUAAUUUGCGCUGUUCGUCUAUGUACACUGCCCACACUAUAUGACACAGAAAGUUGAAAAUCUGCAAAGUAGCCCUUUAUAGGGGUCUGAUAAGUCGUAAUUCAGAGCAGUGGGCUUUUGUUUUUGGCAUAAUGGCUUGACUACCUAAACAUAGUGAGCCAUGCAUCAAGCUAACAUUUACAGAGUUGUAUAAUAAUCCACAUGAGCAGGUUUGUAAUUUGCAAACAAUAAAUACAUUUCAAACAUAUACAUUAGCAAAUCAAUUUAGGACUUGACGGUGUCAUUUUCAAAGGAUAUUGUUGCCCUCGUAUCGUUUCAGUGUCCACAAUCUUGCAACCACGCGUGAGCUUCGAAUCUAGGGAGGAGUAGCGGGGGAAGACGACGCUCCAAUAUUUAGAAUAUGGCCUGCAGUACCCAUUUCAAACGCUAUCUGUCACUUUAACAUGUUGUUCCUUUAAGCCUGAAAAGUUAUAGAUGACUUACUGUAGAAAUAGUGUGCAGAGUAGUUAAAUAGUCAAUGUAUUAAGAAAUGCACUAAUUAACCAAACUACUGCAAUCUACCUAAAUAAUAACAAAUCUCACUGGACCAAUUACCAAAUCUUAAAGCAGAAAAAUGAAUUGAUUACGUUCAAGAUUAAAAUUAAAUCCAUCUUGAAGAUACAAUAUGUGGAAAAUUACAUGCUGUGAUUUUGUGUACUUACUACAUACUGAGGAUUAAAAGACGUACAUUGAAUUAGGAAGGAAAUAAAACAUUGGGCAGAAUGAUAUUGUUGUUAACAACAAGCUUUAAAGUUUAAAGUCAUUUUUUUAGGUGUCUGUUGGUUCCAGGUAAGAAUUGACAAUCACCGGUUACAACAGUAAGCAUUAUGUUACAACUGUUUAGUGAUAUCAGAUACAUUAAGGAUACAUUCCAUGGUUUUACUGCCUAAUAACGCCCCAAAUCAUAAAAUGUACUUCUUACUCACUGCUAAACAAUUUCAACUUUUAUAUUUUUCUGAUUCAAAUCGUCAACAGAGCAACACAUUUAGGGAUUUAAGCGGGGCUAUACAUACACCACUAAACCAACACCAGGGAGUGCAUCUUUAAAGAAGUGUGCAAUCUAUAAACAUCGGCACAUGUUUGCAGGAAACUACUUAAUUCUGUGUGGAAGUGAAAACCACAAAUCAAGUUGUAUGCACCACAUUACCAAUAACAUUUGUCUCUCACCCUGCAUACUGAAUAACGUCUUUAUUUUAUAAGCAUUCCUCCAAUCAGGGAGUGCUUUAUCCGUCUCAUUUUAUGGCAAAGCUCAACCACCACCAUCAACGUCCGUAACUUUAACGUGGUCUGUGGUGCAGUUUUUACUCUCAAUGUUUUCAAUCUUAAACUAUAACCUUCCAACAAAAGCAAUGUGGUGAAACUAACAAUGGUAUUUAUGCUCUUAAUUUACUAACACUCAAGAAUAUCAAGUGCCAUAUGGGACUCUCUUAUUCUCUUGUGGAGAAACCUGUAAUCGUAAUAUAACAUUUAUGCAAUUUACCAAGGCAUCAUGUAAUCUGAUACAUUUGUCCCCUGUGCUGCAUGGUAGAGGCUUACAAUUUCAUUUACAAAAUAACAAAACAUAUCCAGUGUGCUCCUGCUUUAGUGUGUAAUGUUGGGAAGCAUAAUAUUCUGUGUGUCAGGCAUUUGGUCAUGAUAUGAUAAGGUAUGAUCAGCUUUUACUGCCUUGCUCUUGGGGGGACAGCAUUUGGCUCCGCCCUGGUCUGAGUCAGCUGGGAAGAAGAGAAUCUGAUUGGCCAGCGUGAUGUUUGAAUGCACUACUCAAUAUGUCUGAUUGGUUCAAGCCAUGUCUGAUCACUAUUAUUCAAGGACCAUACUGGUGAUUUAGCAAGUGUUUCAGACCAAUUACAACAAAUCAUGGAUACUUUUUACUGCAGAGUAUUGUUUCAGAUUUUCAGCCACAUUACUCAUUACUGAACUCAACAACUAUUGAUGGAUUGUAAAGAAAGUUUUUCCAGACAUUCAUGUUUCCCAGAUGAUGAAUCCUGAUGACAUUUGUCCCCUAACUCUAGUGCUACCAUGAGGUUAAAAAUGUGUGGCGUUGAGUGAAAUCACUGGACAGCUAUUGGAUUCAUUGCCAUGACAUUUGGUUUAAUACCUUUUAAAACAAAUGACAUUCGCUUCAGCAUCUGCUGCACAUUGGGUUCAGUGUUUAAAAAAAAAAAAAGACAAAGGAAAUGUUAGAAGGUUAACUCGCUGAACUAUCAUAGAGAACAUGUUAAACAUUAUCUGCUUAAAACCAGCACGUUUGCAUUGUCAUUAAGCAUUUAGCUCGAAGCACCAUUGUGCCUGAGUAUAGCCAUUCAGUAUGCAAAUCAAAUUGCAGACUCUAGAACGCAAUUUUAAAGAGUCUGCUAAUUGAUUUUUAUGCUGUACAGAAAACAAUGGCUGCCUAGAAAGAAGGAAAAUACCUUUAAAUAUGGGGAUAACUACGCAUCUGUAAAGUUGCGUGACUGUUACUUGCACGGUUGCGGUGCUAUCGUUACGACAACAUCUGUCCACAGACAGACAGACCGAAAUAUAAACACCUGGCAAUGUACUCAAAACCACCUCUGUGGUCCUUCCCGCUACAGUAAGUUUCUCUAGGAGCACAUUUUACUACGAUGACACACACACAGACUCACAACUUGAAAACGAUACCGGGUAAAUGUACAUGAACUGUAGUUAAGAAGCUGAACUUGCAAAAACAGUGGUAUGGUCCUUUAAGUCACUUGGGGCAGAGACGUACAUUGUACGGACGUGAAGUGAGUGAAAAUUCAUACCAACUAAAAUGAUCCAACUGGAUGCUUUUAGAGAUGCACAGAAAACAUGGGAGAAUGAACAUGAGCGCCAUAAUUGUCCAGAUGUUCCAUUCUACUCAAGUGCUAAAAUCAGAUGCUGUCACUUCAGGAAUAAUAUACUCUCGAUGUGAUAUUAAGUGUUUUUGACUGUUGGUGCUCUCUGUAUGGAUUGUGUGGGUUGGCCUUUUUAUUUCUGGAAUCUUGAGGAUUGCUUAAUGUGUGUUUUUUGUGUCUGUUACCUUCCUGCCACUCUUUGGCAGACGAUUGGCGUGCCUGUCAGUCAAUCUUUCUCUGCCUUCGGUUUUAAGGCAGGCUCUUGAUGGAGGCGUCCACCAAGUUUGCCCCUCACCCGACUCGUCUUUGGAAGGGUCUUAGUGGGCCUCUCUGUCAGUCUCCCUCGAUUGUGCUUUAACAUGUUACACUUUAGUGGAACUUGAUUCUCCAGAAUAAGUCAUGUAAAAAUUUGUACAAAACUGGUGUUGUUCUCAACAAUGUUUAUAAUCCUGGGGAGGAAAAACGUGUUUAUUCAUGUUCAAAUAAGGUAUAUUCAGAAUAAAAGUUUAUGAUUA